Molecule: messenger RNA, 6432 nt
Organism: Paramuricea clavata
Lineage: Eukaryota; Metazoa; Cnidaria; Anthozoa; Malacalcyonacea; Plexauridae
Source: the annotation of a GenBank genome assembly
CGCUUUUCAUUCAACAAGAAGGUCGAAACAGAGUGGUUUCAAUGUUUUCUUGGUCAACUCAGUGAAAAAUGUCUUUGCCUUUCCUUCCAGGACAAGUUUUCGAUAGAAAGGUAAAUUCUUAUCUUCGUAGAGAUCUAUUCUGUCUUAAAAAUGAAUAAUAAAUCACGGUUGGAAUUUUUAAUUACUAUAUUCACACAUUAACACAAUGUUAAACUAAAAUUCACACCGAGUCAAAUUCUAUUUUAAAAUUUAGCUCGGCAAGUCAAAGUUCCACAAAUCGCAGUUGUUUGACUACAAAAAUGAUGUUCGUUGCUUUGUUGGUGGAGCAAAAAGUGGAAUAGGUAAGUUUUUGCAGGUCGACGCUGAGGGUGAGAGGGAAUUUACAAUGUAAUAUUUUUAUAAUAUUUUUUUACAGUUUUAUAUAAAUUAAAUACGCCAUGCAUAUUCAUCUGACACAUCCAAUGUGGUAUGACUAUUAAUCAGUAUUAUACAUGUAUACGUACAAUAUUCUUAUAUUCAUGUUUUUAGGACAAUAGAUUUUUCCUGAACCUUUCCCUCACCCCACCCAUAGUCAUAGAUGGAUUUUCAGAUUUUCUUUUGCUGCAGGGGGAUGCCAAAUAUUUUUUCGGAGGGUGGGGGGGGGGAAGAUGAGCGAGGGGUUGCGUGGCACCACCAAGCAAGCUGCAGCACAGGAGUCUGUGGGCACAAUUGCUAAUGGGGGCAAGGUUGUCGUGUAAGAGGGCAAAGCCCUCAGGAAACUUUGAGAAUCCUCAUUUCAAUGACACUACUGUCAUUUAAUGCAAUGAGCAUUUAGAUUUCUAGACGAGUGCAUUUUUUUUUGGGGGGGGGGCAUGCAUUGUAUAAGGUAUUUCUUUAGUAAAUUAGUAGUAGUUACAGUACCGCUCGCGUAUAUCUUAACACUUUUUUGCGUAUGAUACGCGUAUCAUACGCGUAUCAUACGCAUAGCGUAUCAUAUGAAUACGCGUAUGAUACACGUAGCGUAUCAACAAAUACGCAUAGCAUAUGAAUACGAGUAUGCAAUCAUAAGCGUAGCGUAUCAUAUGAAAUAAUACACAUAUCGACUACGUUCGAAACUACAUUUGAUACUUGCAUAUAUGCAUAUGAUAAUUGAAAAUGAUACACGUUAUACAAAACUCUAUUCAGGUAGUAAGUGCUCUCUUCGAUACAAUAUAGAGCGUGUCCAUACACCGGACACGGCGAUUUUUCGAUUUUCAUUGAACAAUCUUAAACUUUGAUCCUAGUUUAAAUUUUUCAAAUAUUUAGAAGCGCUAUAACAUUUUCAGUUAUUUGGUCUACAUAUCGUUUAAAAUUUGCUUUCAUUGGCUGUUUUAUUAACUUUCAAAAACUAAAUUGUCCAAACGCGUCCGGUGUGUCUGGACCUGAAGACACCAUGCACGAUGUUUUAAUCAGGUAGUCUAUAGAAUAUAGGUCCUGAGAAAAUUGUAACAGCGUUGUCUCCGUAUCUACAAACAGUCUGAAAGUACUGUUCACAAAACAGGCGGUGGCCCAAGUUAUUUAAACAACAAUUAUUACUUUUAUCAGCAUCUAAAAUCCAACUAUACAGUAGAUUGAUGCUCAUUGAGUAUAAUUGUAUUGUAGCUCAUUGAGUAUAAUUGUAUUGAGUAUAAUUGUAUUGUAGGGUAUAUUCAUAUAUUCAUGUUCACAUACCAUAAAAACAAACGCUUUCAAAAGAAAUCUGUCGGGCAGAACACAAAUAUAUGAAUAUGCACACACACCCCCCCUCCCCUAGGAAUGUUCGGUAUGAGAAAUUUCUGGUAUCAGUAUACCGAAAAAAUUAUGCCGAUAUUAUCGGUAUACCGGUUUUCCUUAAUUGAUAAUUAUAAAGGAAAAUUCUUUAAUGGAAAUUUGGUGGGUUGAUAGAACAGGGAAGUGGUGUUGGUGUUGGGUAAUGGAUGAUCCCCAUUACUCCAGUAUACCCCCCCCCCCCCCCCCAAUUAUCGGUCUAGCUACGGCCCUGCCUGCAAUUAAGAAGGUCAUAAAUUAAUGCUUGGUAGAGCAACACUUAGAUCUAAAAUGAUAAUACAUGUAUAUGUUGCAAUUAAUUACUAUAUUAUGUUGCAUGCAAGUUCUAGCUAAUUAGCAAGGUGAAAGUGAUUCUAAAUUUCCAGGUCAUUUGCACAAGUCUGCCAAUUACCUAAAGAAUAGCCAAAUUUAAUUAAAGCACAUUUUCAACACUGCCAUGCAACAGCACAUUCAAUAUUGCAUGUGGUUGUUCUACGCUUUACAGCCAAACAAUGGCCAGCAAAAUUGCGGACAUUUCACUGAUAAUGAGUUAUUUUAUGGAUGCCUCAGGUAUUUAUAAAGCUAUUUUGACAUCAAUGAAUAUGGUUGCCAUUAACAUACUGAUAUAUACAUCUAAACAGGCUAAACCUUUUUAUUAAAAACAUCAUGGAACACUUUACCAAUUUCCACAAACUACUUAAAUUUUACAAAAAUUAGGGCAAAAGGAGCAAAUUCUGUCUGUUGCAAGUGGUAAUUAGUUAAACAUCCUGUGAAACAAUUGCCACGUGCAUGACAUAAUUUAAAUCAUUUUAUGCUACAUCAUAUUUUAUUUUAAGUUCAUUUUAAUUGAACCACUUGCUAAUUUGUAAGAAGAUGAAAUUGAAUUUCAAUCCUCAUAAACAAAUACUGUAAGUUCUAUAAUUACCAUAUUCACAGGUGGUGAAACCUUACCUGGCCAGAAAUUACCACCAGGACACAGUGUUUACCCAAAAGGAGUUGGUCCAGAAGCACCUGCUUGGGUGGCAUUUGAUAGACAAGUACUUUGUUUCGAUGCCUACUUCCAAGAGGCUGUGCAUGAAAAACGAGAAGAACAAUACAGAGUUCGCAGGUAUGUUACUUAAUUGCUAAUUGUUCUAAACUACACUGACCACCUAUUAGUUUAUAGGUUAUACAAGGUUAUUGCAGCUUAGACAUAUAGACCCCGAAGAUGAUAAAAUUAAUGCUUAUAUAUCAAUUAUCUAAUCUGAGAGAAUAACUUUCAUGCGCAUUUUAUUAAUAGAAAAAUUCAUCACGCAUUGUUUGAUGCAAAUUAAAGCAGUAAAGCGCUCAGGAAACUUUGAGAAUCCUUAUUUCAAUGACACUACUGUCAUUUAAUGCAAUGAGCAUUUAGAUUUCUAGACAAAUGCAUGCAGUUUUUUUUGGGGGGGGGAUGCAUUGUAUAAGGUAUUUUUUUAGUAAAUUAGUAGCAGUUAUGCAUGGUUUUUAUUUAGUAUGGUAAAGCAAAUUACAAUAUUUUAUAUACCAAAUUAGCCAACCUUGCCAAUCGUUUUAUUUCUUACAGUAUAUUCAUGUGAACGCACGAAAAUUGAUAACGGAACUUUGAGUAAGAAACGCACUCUUUUGCCGCCAUGAUCUACAACCAUGGCUACAACAUCGCAAGCCAGGCUUCUUAGCUUGUUUUUGGCUAACGAGCCGUGCAACACUUUGUUAUCCGGCAGCCGGGCAUUCUCUGCAUACAGUAAAUGCUGUAGUGUAUUGGUUUCAUUUUUACGCAGUGUGACCAGGUUUUUUCAGGGGUAAUUACCACAUCCGGCUGCAUAAAAUUACUACAUUGGGUAAAAAAUUACCACGGUACCAUAUUUUCCCCAAAAAUGUUGGCGAGGGGGGGGGGCAAAAAAUUUUCCCGGACAGCAAAAUUUUUUGGACAACUACCAGUUAAAUUACGCAUAGGCGUACGGGAGGGUGAGGCUGGGGGGGCUGCAGCCCCCCCCAAAUUUUUGAGAAUUUAUCUAUUCGGGCAAAAAUUGUCUUGUCAUUCGGGCAACGACGGUCUGGUGAUUAUACGAAUAUAUUGAUCCAUAAAGCGGAACAGAAGUAUUAUUUCAACAAGUUCAACUUUUGCGUAAGGUUCAAUCAUGCAAUGGAAAUCUGUAAUGGCAACGUUUCACUACGUUUGUGUAUAUUUAUUAAUACCAUAUAUCGCAUGCAUCAGGUUAACCUUUAUUAAUUUAAAGGUCAAGUGCUCUAACUUAACCGGAUUUGGUUUUGAUUUUUACGUUACGCACAUACCACAGACGUAAAUCCCCAACCAUACCUAAUUUUAAGAAUUUUUUAUCACAGCACAGUUUUGUGCAAAGUUUAGUCGAGCAGAAGCACGCCCUGAAAAUUUCUGAACACACCCUUAUAAUAAUGUGUAACAGCAAAGCAGGCUACUAUUCAUAUUCAAAAAUGCCAAAACAAACAUACACUGCACAGCACUCAGGGAAAUUUGUGGGCCCAGGACAAACUUUGACUUGGGGGCUCUCGUGAUUCCAUGUUCUAACACUAUGAUUCCCUGGUCCGGGGGCAUCACCCGAAAAUUUUGAAUCUGAGGUCCCAGAAAUGGCCAAAUCCUGCAUUCUGGAAGUCUAGUUGACAGUUAGUUAUAUCUAUGUACAUUUCACUGCAAUUCUUUAUUUGGGCCCCCCUUUAACUGGGGUCCCAGGGCAAAUUGCACCCCUCUGGGCGGCCUUGACAGCACCUGCAGUUACGACUAUCUGUGACAGCUUAGUUUCAUAAUAACAUGACUGAAGAAAAUAAAUAUUUUCGUCUUGGCAAAUGAAAGGCGGCUUACGGGCUUAGGCGUGACAAACCUCUAGAGGAGUUCCAGGGGCAUGCACCCACAGACAAUUUUGUAAUCUAGGCACUAUAAAAGGGCAUCUCCUGCAAUGUGCGGGGACAUUCUAUAGAAUUCUGAAAAUUAUACAGUAAUUACAAAAUCUUAUCAGUAUCAUUGACUCCUUCCAAACUCAUAAAGAGAUCUUUGGUGAGAGACUUUGUUCAUCUGAUGAACCAUAAGUAUGUUAUUAAUGCGGACGUUCGAUAAUUUGGCAGUCAUCAUUUCAAUUUCAAUUAAAUCAUUCUCAUUCAAAAUAUUUCGCCGGAAUAGUUCAGUUUUUCUGCUCAUUGUCUCAUUUUCUUGUGUUAAUUAACAACUUAUCAAAGCAAAUUUUAUCACUGCACAUUUUACAUUUUAUCACUGCACAUUUUACUUUUAUCGCUGCACAAAUUGGUUAUCACUGCAAACUAAUAUUAGGUAUGUCCCCAACAACGAAGGAACAAUUGGUAUGGCUACUAAUAAAAUGUCACUACUGUAUUCAUGCCUAUAUUCAUCAGUUUACCUAGCAUAAUGUAUAGGCUAUACAACUAUUAAACUAUAUAACUAUAUAGUAUAUAGCUACACAUUUUUGCGAAGGUGUGGUAUCGUAAGUGUGCGUAGUAACAAUCGGAUCAGUAAUGUUUAUCUCCUUUGAUAGCAUUGGUUGCGUAAAUACAGUCUCUGGUCUUGGGCGGCACCGCGGCUAUGACACAGCAGUCACUGAAAAUAGAUACUACAUUAUAAUUGACAUUGAUGUAACCGUACAAAUACUGUACAAUGACAUAAUGUGACUAAUUUUAGACUUUUAGAUAGACAUAAAAGUGCGCGAUUUUUUUACAAUCAUUACGUAUGGCAUCUCGCGAUCGUAAAAGACAGUACCGACAUCGCGUUCGGUGCGAGGAAUGCAAUAAGGAAAUCGACAGUGAUUAUAAAGAGGUGCAUUCUCGAUUGGUUCACAAUGGUAAAAAAGUAAAAUGUCAUCCAGUGAUGGAAUCAUCGGAUUCAUCCCAGUCGAAAAUCAGUACUUUCUUUGUAAAAAGUAACAUGACAACCAAGGACGAUAACCUUAGCUUAUAAAUGAAAUGGCUGCAGGGGACGACAUAUUUCUUUUUAUAUCACGUUCGUCAAUCUUCAAAUGAAAGCUUUUUAUUUGUAGUCUUCUUGGAUUAUAUAAUUUUAUGAUGACGUCACGAAAUCUAUGACGUCAUGUCAUUCGGGCAAAUUCAGCCCAGCCCCCCCCCGAACAAAAUGUGCCCGUACGCCUAUGCUUAUUACUCUGUGAAAACAAGCUCAAUUUUAAAUCUGUUUUGUAUUUUCAUAAUCUACGUUUCAAGACUUUCAAGACGAUUCUAAUGAUGUAAACUCUCAUUUUGUGACAGGGGCACUUUAAACCAUGUGAAGGGAGAGGCAGACAGGAUUGUUCAGUUCAUUUCGUUUCCCAGCAAAGACUAGAGACAGAUAGUGUUAGUUUAGAGAGUGAAGUGAGAAGACUGUGAGAUUUAGAUUCGAUUGGUAUUAGAGUAAAUGAUGAGGUGCAUGAAACGUUUGAAAAUGAAGUAAGUUUUAAAGAUGGCAAGUAUUCGGUAAAGUUGCCAUGGAAGCAGGGUCAUGAACCCUUGCCCAGUAAUUACGUAAACUGUUUAGCUUGCAUGCACAACCUAUUAAGGAAAUUACGCAAAGAUCCGGAAGUGUUGGCAGAUUAUGACGCGAUAAUUAAGGAUCAGUUAAAGACUGGAGUAAUAGAACCAGUUGCAGCGCUGGAAAAGCCAAGCGAUAAGUUGCACUAUUUGCCGCAUACGACGACAAUAUAA